Molecule: messenger RNA, 483 nt
Organism: Dracunculus medinensis (Guinea worm)
Lineage: Eukaryota; Metazoa; Nematoda; Chromadorea; Rhabditida; Dracunculidae
Source: the annotation of a GenBank genome assembly
AUGUUAUUUUUAAAUGAUAUUUUACAAUUUUUUUCAACAUUAUCAAUGUCCGAGGAAGAUAAUGAGGUUGGUUUACCGCAAAAGGGUUUGAAUUUGAUAAUAAAGGAUGUAAUACCAGAAAUACGAAUUGCUAAUGAAUCUCGAGAAUUAUUGAACUUAUGUUGCGUCGAAUUCGUGCAUUAUGUUUCACGUGAAGCCCAACGUAUAUCUUUAUUAGAUCAACGUAAAACAAUUUGUCAUGAACAUAUUCAAAAAGCACUUAUGAAUUUGGGUUUUCCAAAUGAUUAUAUUGAUGCAGCAAAUAGCGUACUUAAUGAAUGUAGAAUUGCUGCAGAAAAUAAAUUGAGAAGGAAAAAUUCUCGUCUCGACAAGUGUGGAAUACCGGAGGACCAACUAUAUUUAUUACAACAACAGUUAAUACAAAAGGUUCAACAUGCCCUAAGACAGCGAAGACAACGUUUUGUUAAUGCAAGUGGUAUUUGA